CGCUAGAUCGGUAGCGCCAGCGACGCCCCACGUAUCUUCUAAAUUAAAAUUACCUAAUAUAGAGAUGCAAACUUUCUCAGAAAGUCGGGCACUUGCCCUAGAGAACAGUGAGGGACGGGGUGAUACAGCAAGCGGUGCUGCGAGUAAGGUAGCUGUAGCUAAGGCAGCUUCAUCAUCGUUUGUCACUACUAAACCAUCCCAGGACUGCCUAUACUGUGUGCCUGUUGUCGCAGCCUGAGGAGCUGCGCGAUCCUGAUGCCGCACCCAGCUUGGUACACACACAGUUUGGUUACAUUGUAGGAGGUGAUGUUCCAUCUUCUAUUCUUAAGCGACCUGCUGUCACUCUUUUCUGUCAAGAAUGUCAAACUGAUAUACGUGAUACGAUGUCCAAUUUUUGGCAUACAGAAAAAGUACCUGAAAUAUAUGCGGAACAUACAUCUGAACAACAGCAGUGCGAAAAAUUGUUCACUGAAACUGUCAAACUAGAAGAUAAUCAAUUUACAGUUUCUUUGCCAUUGAAAAUACCUAUCUAUGAUGUGAAUAAUACAUUAGGAGAUUCAUUUGGGCUAGCUCUUAAAAGAUUCUAUAAUCUAGAAAAGAGAUUUCAGAAGGAUCAGAUGUUGUAUGACGGGUAUAAGGAUUUCAUACAUGAAUAUAUUGAUUUAGGUCAUGGAUCAUAUGUUGACAUUUCCUCAUAUGAUCUUAAUAAAGAUCCUGUCUAUUUUAUGGGACAUUCAGCUGUUUUGAGGCCCGAUGCAGUCUCUACAAAGCUUCGUGUGGUUUUUGACGGAUCAAUGCUAACAAGCAAUAAGAUUUCGCUAAAUAAUAUUUUAAUGAAUGGCCCAAUUGUUCAGCAGGAGUUAUUUGACAUACUGUUGUCUUUCAGGGUACACAAGUAUUUCAUUGCUUGUGACAUUAGGCGUAUGUUCCGCAAUAUAUUAAUUCAAAAAGAGCAGCGUUCUUUGCAAAACAUUCUUUGGCGAGACACUCCAAAUGAGUCAAUAAAGUGUAUUCAAUUAAACACUGUCUCCUAUGGCAUGAAGUCAUCUAGUUAUCUUUCAACAAAAUGCCUGAAUGAGCUGGCCACAAGAUUUGAGAGGCAAUAUCCUCUGGCCAGUUCGGCAAUACUUAACUCGACCUAUGUAGAUGACAUCAUACAUACAGAGAAUAGCUUGGCAAAGAUUGUUGACACACAAAACCAAUUGAUAGAAUUACUUGCUAAAGGUAGUUUUACUUUGCAUAAAUGGGCAGCCAAUGACCCUUCAAUUUUGACAAACAUUCCAGUAGAACAGCAGGUUGUUGGGGAACUGGAACUCAAUAAGGACAUCAAAACUUUGGGUUUAAAGUUAGAUAUUGACUCUGAUUCUUUUAAACUUUCAUGUCCAAUGUCAAAAAAUGUCCCUAAGACAAAAAGGCAAAUUUUAAGCUAUAUAAGCCAGUUUUAUGACCCGUUAGGUCUAGCUGGACCCGUUUUUGUCCAAGCAAAAAUAAUCAUGCAAAAGUUGACUCAGUCUUGUACUGACUGGGACUCUGAGCCCUCACCAAUGCUAUUUAAAGAAUGGCUAGAUUUUUACAAUGAUUUGCAGGCAAUGAAAGAGAUUAAAAUCAAACGAAAUGUUACUGUUGACAAUAUUCAGUCUGCUCAGCUUGUAGCAUUUGGUGAUGCCUCAGUUUCUGCAUAUGGGACUGCUAUUUAUCUAAGAGUCACUGACAAGCAUGGUAAAGUAUCUAUGUCUCUUCUUUGUUCUAAGAGUCGCAUUGCAUCUAAAGACAAGAAAUUGACUGUGCCACGAUUAGAAUUAAAUGCAUCACUUUUAAUGGCAAAAUUAUGCUUGAGAGCAUACAAUACAUUAAGUAAGAAGAUUUCUAUUGAAAGUGUGCAUCUUUUCAGUGAUUCUCAGGUUGUUCUGGCAUGGCAAAAAACGGAUCCAACAAAGUUAAAUGCUUAUGUUGCUAAUAGAGUCAAAUUAAUCAACGAAUAUACAAAGGGUUUUCAAUGGUUGUAUAUAAAAACUGACCUCAAUCCCUCUGACUGUUUGAGUCGAGGUGUACAACCCAGCGAACUACAAGGUAACCAACUGUGGUGGUGUGGUCCAGCUUGCAUGUCUGAUCCAGAGUAUAAAUUCACCGAUGACUGUAAGAAUGUACCUGACAACUUACCGGAGAUCAAGCAUGCAGAUGGAUCCAAGCCGGUGUGCAUGGCAUCAUAUCAAUCGGUUUCUCUUGCAAAUGAUUUGUUAGAUAAGUUUUCUAACAUUAAUAAGGCAGUAAAUGUGCUUGCUUAUAUACAAAGGUUCUGUAAAAAUGUGAGGCUGGGUUCACAAAAAGUUAAGCUUAAUUUCAUUACAUUUAGCGAGGCAACUCAGGCAUUGCAUUUAAUUAUAAAAAAUGAACAGGAAAAGUUCUUUGAUAAAGAGCUAGCCUCAUUGCGGGCAGGUAGGCAAGUUGCAUCGUAUUUGCUGUCUGUCAAUCCCUUCAUUGAUGCUAAUGGCAUUCUCAGAGUAGGUGGACGUUUGCAACAUUCUUCCUUACCUUAUAGUCAAAAGCAUCAGAUAAUCUUACCUAAAGAGUCUAAGGUGACUCACCUUAUUAUUGAAAAUGAACAUUUGAAGCUGUUACAUGCCAGUCAAAAAGAAGUGCUUAGCAAUUUAAGUCAACGCUAUUAUAUAGUAAAUGGUUUGCGAUUGGUAAAAAAGUUUGUAAAUAGAUGUCUCACAUGUUUUAGACUAAAAGGUGUAACCGCAAAACAGCUGAUGGGUUCAUUGCCCGCUGGUAGGGUCAACAUAGACCGUGCGUUUGCUAAGGUUGGCAUAGACUUUGCGGGACCAAUCCUAAUAAAGCAGUCAAGAGUGAGAAGUGUCAUCACUACAAAAGGUUACAUUGCUGUGUAUGUGUGCUUCGUUACCAAAGCAGUACAUUUAGAGUUGGUGUCAGAUCUGACUACUGAUACAUUCUUGGCUAGCUUCAAACGUUUCAUUGCAAGACGUAAUGUUCCAACCGAGGUUUAUUGUGACAAUGCUGCUACUUUUAAGUCAGCUAGUACUCAGUUGUCUGAGCUAUAUAAAUUAAAUAAUAAUAGAUGUCAUCAAAUGCAAGUUUGUAUACUGCCUUUAGAUGAAUAAUAUUUUUCUUUAAACAAAAUGUGUUAUGUGACACUUUCAUAAUAUGCUAUGUUGAUAUUUAGUUCAGUGUAUUAUGACAUGGCUAAAAAUCCUACUAAAUUAUAACUGUUCUAUGAGUAGGUAGUCAUGGUAUGGAUUAUUUAUGUUGAUGCUGGUUGCAUCCAAUGUUUAUUUUGUUCUAUAAAAUGUGUCUUAUGUUAUUUACUAUUUCAUAACUACAUCAGCAAUCUUGUGAAAUUGCCUACAUAGCUGCUUAUUAAGUUUUUUAGUAAGUGUUAACAUAAUUUCAAUUUACAAACCUUAAAAGAUUACAGUCCACUCAAAUAUAAAGCUGUGUAAUGCAACUAUGCAAGAAGCUAAUAAAAAUGUAGUAUAUAUAUAUUUAAGAAGCUAUUGAUUUCAAGCCUAUUUGUUAUUUUCUGUCGGCGGAGUAUGUUGCAGAAUGUAGUUUGUAUACCUAUGUAUGUCUUAUGACUAGCAACAUUAAUAUUCAUGGUUUCCAUGGUAACAUAUGUACAAUUUCUUCUUGGACAAUAUAUCAUUCGUCUCACACGUAUUUCUGAUUUUCUAUUCAUUUAAAAUACUUUAUA
Molecule: messenger RNA, 3712 nt
Organism: Leguminivora glycinivorella
Lineage: Eukaryota; Metazoa; Arthropoda; Insecta; Lepidoptera; Tortricidae
Exons: 4
Coding region: 384-3122 (912 amino acids)
Molecular function (GO): nucleic acid binding
Source: RefSeq, a predicted model, not a curated record